AUGCCCAUAUCCGACGAUUACCUCACAGGCCCAACUCUCGCAAAUCUGUCGGGCUACCUCGAGGAUCCUUUUCCAUCUCUACCUCGCGCAACAGCUGAUCAACAAAAGUCCCAAAGCACGAAGCCAGGGAAAAGCACACAACAAGAGACAACGACCCCAGCAGCACAGCAACCUUUGUCACUAGAUAAGCAGAUCCAACUGGAGCAAUUGAAGCACAGCAAUCUACAGUUGCAGUUGGAGCUUACGAGGGCGCAGUUAGAGCUGGCGAAGCUAAGCCCAAACGUUAUACCCUCGCAAGCUAUCAGUUCGAUGAAGCCAGAAGUGCUGUCACCUCUUGACAAUAUUCUUGCCUCCACGCCUUUUAGACCACCAUCCCAAGAAGUAUUUGCAGAGGGUGGCAGUGUCCCAACUCUCAAACAUUUGCGGACUAAAGACAAAAAAGAGCGCAAACAUCUUUCCUUAUUGCCUAAUGAUUACCUUUUCUCCGCAAAAGGUAAGAUAGACUACGACAACCUUGAGAUUUCGGAGUUUGUGGGUGGCUUUCUCGAAUUCUUAAAUAGUCAGUCAGAGUUCGCGCAACAGCGCUAUUUAGCGUACCUCAAACUGCUCAUGGAAAGUGCUGCCACAUAUUCAUGGAACAGCGUACGGAAUUUCUACUUCUCCAUCAAUACAGCGGUAGAAGCCGGACGUUUGUCUCUCCAGCAAUUUGACCAGAUAAAGGAUCGGGCACAAACCUUCUUCACCCACGCCGAUCUGCCUUCAGCACCGACCACUCCUCGUGUUUCAACCACAUCUUCUCAAGCGCGCUACAGCAAGAAAGAUACCUAUUGCAAAGAGUGGAAUUACACAGGCAAGUGUAUAAACUGCUCACCGACAGAAGCGACAUACAAGGGCAUUCACCGUUGCCGUGUUUGCGAUGCACGUCACGCAAUGUUACAAUGUGCAAAAUGUCGCUUCCCAAUUCCUAACACUUUCAGCGGCACGCCUAAAUCAGAAGACAAACAC
This is a messenger RNA of Porites evermanni, 1005 nucleotides long. The record is from the annotation of a GenBank genome assembly. Lineage: Eukaryota; Metazoa; Cnidaria; Anthozoa; Scleractinia; Poritidae.